AUGUCGACUUUCAACGUCAACACAUUUCCCCAAUCUCCCAACGCGGUCCUCUCGAAAAACAUUGAAAGUAAGGAAAAUGGGAGGAAAGCACAACGCUUGUUACCAAUCAGCACAUCAACCUCUCUCUUUCUCCCCCCAGCAACAGCCGCAAGCAACGGGUGCAAAGCAUACAAAUUCCAGAAGUGGGCCGGUGGGUUGAAUGGGAGAGAGAGAGGCGUGGCGAAUGAGCGAGUCAUAUCCAACAUAUUGCCGGAUCAUAUUCAGCACACAUCGCUACUCUAUUGCGUCUUUGGACGACAACACCAUGUACGCCAAGAGGUCACCUGUGCAGCGCGGCAAGCGGGCAAGCCACGGCGAGGCGCGUUGCGGCGGUGA
Molecule: messenger RNA, 375 nt
Organism: Bipolaris victoriae FI3
Lineage: Eukaryota; Fungi; Ascomycota; Dothideomycetes; Pleosporales; Pleosporaceae
Exons: 1
Coding region: 1-375 (124 amino acids)
Source: RefSeq, a predicted model, not a curated record